AUGUCGCCGACCGAGGAGCCCCGUCCCGAGUCCAUCGACGAGCAGGAGCGCGCCCGCGCCGCUGAAGGCGACAAGAAAACCAAAUCACGAAAGCCCGCCAUAAGCUUCGUCUCUGGAUGCCGCGUCACCCGCGGCCCCCCCUCUGACUUGCCCAAGACUGACCAGAAUGCCGUGCCGAAUAGACCGAUCUUAACACCGAAGAGUGUCCUGCCACUCUUCUUCAUCGUUGGCAUCGUCUUUGCGCCCAUCGGUGGAGUUUUGCUCUGGGCCAACUCCCAGAUACAGGAAAUCGUCAUCGAUUAUUCACGGUGUAGCACAGACGCACCUGUGACAACACGAGCCGACAUCUCCGACAAGGUGUCUGCCACGUUCAAAAGCUCAACCGCCAACAGCAAAUACUACUGGCAACGAUCACAAACCGAGAACGGCACCAUGUGCUCUCUAUUCUUUACGAUCCCGGAAGCGAUGGGCCCUCCCGUGUACAUGUACUACCGCCUCACCAACUUCUACCAGAACCACCGUCGCUAUGUGCAGUCGCUCGAUCUGGAUCAAUUAAAGGGGAAGGCGGUCUCCAGUGACACCAUCAAGGGCGGCACAUGUUCCCCGCUGGAUGUCAACUCCGCGGGCAUCCCGUACUAUCCCUGCGGUCUGAUUGCCAACUCGGUGUUUAACGACACGAUCAACACCCCGGUGCGUCUCGCGGAGAACAACCACACCUAUGUGAUGACGAAGCAGGGAAUUGCCUGGAACAGCGACAAGGAGCUGGUCAAGAAGACCGAGUACAAGCCCGGGGAGGUGGUCCCACCACCCAACUGGAGCUCGUAUAAUGGCACCUAUGAGAAGACUGGCAUUCCCAACUUGCAGGAGGAUCAGGACCUGAUGGUCUGGAUGCGCACAGCGGGGCUGCCCAACUUUAGCAAAAUGUCUCGCAGAAACGACACCACCGCGAUGGAGGCGGGCGAUUACCGUCUGGAUAUCAUUGAUCGAUUCCCCGUCACCGAGUACGAUGGAACCAAGUCAAUCUUGAUUUCCACGCGCACGGUCAUGGGCGGUAAAAACCCCUUCAUGGGUAUUGCGUACGUCGUUGUCGGCGGAGUCUGUGUUCUUCUAGGAGCCUUAUUUACGGUUGCCUACUUGAUUCGUCCUCGAAAAUUGGGAGACCAUACGUAUCUGACGUGGGACGCGACCAAUCAGCCAGCUUCUGCUGUGGCUUCAGGGCGCGACGAUCGAAUGCGUGCGAACGCCUAG
Molecule: messenger RNA, 1248 nt
Organism: Penicillium diatomitis
Lineage: Eukaryota; Fungi; Ascomycota; Eurotiomycetes; Eurotiales; Aspergillaceae
Product: CDC50/LEM3 family protein
Exons: 5
Coding region: 1-1248 (415 amino acids)
Cellular component (GO): plasma membrane; Golgi apparatus; endoplasmic reticulum
Source: RefSeq, a predicted model, not a curated record